Messenger RNA from Stereum hirsutum FP-91666 SS1, 1221 nucleotides. RefSeq names its product DNA topoisomerase IV alpha subunit. The transcript is spliced from 12 exons. The record is from RefSeq and is a predicted model, not a curated record. Gene Ontology annotation, molecular function: ATP binding; DNA topoisomerase type II (double strand cut, ATP-hydrolyzing) activity; DNA binding. Gene Ontology annotation, cellular component: nuclear chromosome. Gene Ontology annotation, biological process: meiotic DNA double-strand break processing; reciprocal meiotic recombination; meiotic DNA double-strand break formation. Bases 1 to 1221 code for a protein of 406 amino acids. NCBI's taxonomy places the organism in Eukaryota, Fungi, Basidiomycota, Agaricomycetes, Russulales, Stereaceae.
AUGCGUAGAACUCAGGCUAUUCAAGGGCUUGAAGGAUUGAUUUUGUCGUUUCUCAGUCAACUCUGCGAUGCAUCUGCGGUAUCAGAUGACUCAGAUUCCGAAGAAGACUCUAUGAGCCCGAAGGCAAAAGCGAAGAAAACAUCAGGAAAGAAGAUUGAAAUGCAGAUUCUGGAUCGCAAGAAGUCACCGGUCGACGGUGUUUCACCCAUGCGCACAAUCAAGUUCCCUGGACGAGGGAAACAUGCCAGCUCGCGAGUCUUUGCCCAACUCUUCCGGGUUAUUGACGUGGCACAUGAAGCUUUAGUCAACGAUGUGCCUAUCACCAAACGAGACAUACACUAUCAAGACGUUGCACUUUUCAAGUCUCAGAGAGUGGUGGACCAGCUGAUCGACGACAUCUCAGCUACCAUCGGCGUUGGAAGAGGGGAUCUGAACGUUCGCGCCUCUUCUAAAGGCCUUAUAUGCGGUUCUUCACUGGUCCUUCAUCUCGUCGAUGAAGGAGAGCUGGCUGUAACCGACUCGGAGGGAUCUUUGAUCCCCGUUGCUGAGGACAUCGCUCGCUUCGACUUGAAGACAGAAAUUCAUUGGGUCCUGAUUGUUGAGAAGGAUGCGGUAUUCCAGACGCUUUGUCGGCUGCGCCUCACAUAUCAUCCAUCCCUACCAGGACCAGGACUAAUCGUCACGGGUAAAGGAUACCCCGACCUCGCCACCCGCCAACUCGUGAAGACACUCUCCGACAAUCUUCCCGAAACGGUACCGAUUCUGGCUUUGGUUGAUGGGGAUGCAUACGGAAUCGACAUCGUCUCAGUCUACAAGUUCGGCAGUCAAGCGCUCAAGCAUGAGAGUGAACGACUCGCUGCUGAGAGGGUGCAGUGCAUUGGGCUCUGGUCGAGCGAACUCGGGGAGCUUGGGAUAGACAACAGCUCUCUACUUCAGAUCUCAGCUGCCGACGAGAAAAAGGCACGGAAUCUGCUCCUCAGAGCGGAUCCGCUCCUUCCAAUGAGGUGGAAGAAAGAGCUCCAAUCGAUGCUCUUCACGCGUCGUAAAGCAGAAAUCGAGAUCCUCUCGUGCGCUAGUAUCCCACCACGACCAAGUUCUUCGUCGAACAUCACUUUUGAAGAGGAUAGUGGGAGUGGGUACGAGCACCCGUUGGUGCGGUAUCUGGUUCCGAGGAUCAAUGCAGCCGUAGACGAACUAGCAAUGAAUGUAGAGAUGGGUUGA